AGUUAUAGCAGUAACCCUAUAGGCCAUGUGAUAAUUGUUAGAAAAGUUUAGAAAGGACAGUUCUUGUCCUCUUGAUGUCAAGCAGAAAUGUGGAAGUUCAAAUGUAAAUAAUUUUAAAUGACUAGUGUUAAAGAUGGAAGAAACCAUCAAUUUGGAUCGGCUGAAGUUUAUCGAAGCUGGGAAUCCAAAAUCUACUGAAAACCUUUUCCUGGAAGUAAAGCCCUGUAUAAAAUUGAGUGGCACAGCAGAUAGCGUUAAAUUAGCCAAAGAAAUGUUGCUUGACAGAAUGGAGGUGCAGAGUAAUAGAAUCAUUAUGAAAAUGGACAUUACACAUUUUGAACAUCCUAGCCUUAUUGGAAAAAGUGGUAAACUAAUAAAAAAAGUUAUGGAUUCUACAGGAUGCCACAUCCAUUUCCCAGAUGGAAACAAGUAUCCUGAAUAUGAAAAAAGCAAUCAGGUAUCAAUAACAGGAGAACCAACUAACGUUGAAAAAGCCAGAUUAAUGCUUAGGGCAUUGAUCCCUAUUCAAAUCUUCUUUGAAGUUCCUACGACCAGUCAAUUCCAGUGUGUUCUAGACCCUUGUUCAUUAGAAACCAAAAACAUAGAAAAAGAAUUUGGUCUGCUGUUGUACUCCUUCCGAGGAAAAAAUGGACUAGUUUGUGUAAUCCGAUGCAACCAAGACAAGUUUUUAAGUCUUCGAAAAGAAAUCCCGCUGUUGAUUGAAUAUAUUUGCUGUAGAAAAGGAGUUGAUCUCCCACCUGUACAUAUCAUAACAGACAUAAUGCCUCAGCAUCAGAAUUUCGUUAAAGGCAACAAUAACUGCAAUUUGGAAGAUAUUAAGAAGAAAACUGGGGCAGAUAUAACUUUUCCAGAUUUUUCUCUUUCUAGAGCAAUGAGGAAUGCUGUAAUCAUCAGUGGAAAUUUAGACUGCGUAUAUAUUGCCUGGCAGGAUUUGAUGAAUUGUCUUCCAAUUACCGUUACAUUCGAUGUAAAUUAUACCCGAGAUACUAAAGGUGACUACAUGAACUUUUUACAAGAUUGUGGUGUUAUUGCAUUUACAAAUCCUAAGCCAAAAUAUCAUGUUAAAUCUGUGUCACUUCGUGGUCCAGAAAAGUUUUCAAAACAGAUGCUUCAGUAUAGACAACACCUGUUGCGACUCUCUACAUUGAGCUUUAGUUCGGAUAUCGAACAAGCAAACUUUGCUGCCAAAUUAAUUUCAUCUUCAACAGAAUACCUUCGUUCCACUUACAGCGCUAUUCCACCAUCCAUUGUUGGCCUUAUAUCAAGCAAAAAAGAAGUUGCCAAUUUAGCUGAGAUACAAGGUUCAAAGUACUUUAUGGAAUCAGAAAAGUCUGAUUUUGAUUUGACUCUAAUGCAAAAUAAUAAUUGGACCAGUAAUAUGCCAAAUAAUAAAGAACUGUGUAUCGGAACAACAGUUGAAGAAAAAUGUGACUACGAAAAACUGAAAGUUAUGGCUGCUAGAGCUAUGCGGAGGCCUAUUGAUUCACUGGAUUCAACACCACAAGUACCUUCCAGUUUAUGGGCUGGGUAUGGUUUCUCACAGUCAAUGCCUGCUGCAGUGAUAAAAGAAAAUCUCUCUAGCAUAAAUCAUUAUUCAUAUGCACCUUUUGAUAAUAGCAGCAAUACUAGUUCUGAAGAUAGUGACACAUGGGAGACAGUUGUUUUAAAAGAUUGUAUGCCUACCCAAAGCAUUUGGUCAAAUAACAAAGACUGUUUGUUUAGUCACAGCAACUAUUUUGACUUCCUUAGGGAUACUUCAUUUACAUCAAAAACUGACAUGACAGAGGGAAUUCUAUCUGAACUACUGUAUCAGCACAAUUUGCAAUAUUACAGUGACAUUUUCAUCAAAGAAGAAGUUGACUAUGAGACUUUUUUGCUGCUAAAUGAUGAAGAUUUACAAUCUCUGGGAAUACCUUUCCAUGCUAGAGUCAAAAUGAUGUGUUUGAUUAAAGAUCUCCAGGAAAAAACAUUAAGGAAAGAUUCAGUGCCUUCUAAAGUGUUCAAUGUUGCUCCUGGUGCUGAAAGGAAGAUGGAAAAAGAGAGAUUGAUUGAACAAACAAGGAGCAAUACAGAAUUAUGGUGAUGAACUGAAUUAGUCUUAUUACUGUUUUUAUUUUUCUAGCAUCCUAACAGACUAUUUUUAUAUUAUUUAAAUCAUCUAUUUUUUUAGAAAAAGAUCUUUAAUUUUAAAGAAAAGAUUUCACUUUUUAUGUUUCUUUCUUUUGUAAUGUAAAAAAGAAGGGGAAAAAAAAUCUUUUUCAUUUUUUAAAUUUUUGUUAUCAGUUUUCCAGUGUUUAUAUCGAGUGUCGAAGUAAAGUUAAUUAACAUGGCUUUAGUUGUAAAAUGUUUCUGGUAUUAGCAUGAAGAAUAUAAAUUAAUUUAAAAAAAAUAAAAAAAAAGCAUCUUAUAACAUUUUAAGUUUUUGAGGCAAAAUGUGUUGAUGUUCAGAAAAUUGAAUGGCUGCUCUUAACAUACAUCAGAGCUAAGUAUGUUACAGUGUUAUCCUUGCUAUCAACUUGCUAUCAAGAGCUUAAAAUAUAUGGUACCAAAUUUAGCAAGACCAACUUCUGUUGAAGCAAUUAUUCACGCAUAUCUGUGAGAAAAGCUAAGAGUUCAUUAGAUAAAUUGCCUACAAGUGAAAUGUAAACUCCUUUUUUGAAUAAUAUGCCUGCAAGCUUCACUUUCGUAGAAGUCAUUUCUAUCUUAUUUCAAAUAAA
This is a messenger RNA of Parasteatoda tepidariorum (common house spider), 2738 nucleotides long. RefSeq names its product protein bicaudal C homolog 1-A. Lineage: Eukaryota; Metazoa; Arthropoda; Arachnida; Araneae; Theridiidae. Gene Ontology annotation, molecular function: protein binding; RNA binding. The record is from RefSeq and is a predicted model, not a curated record. Gene Ontology annotation, cellular component: cytoplasm.